GUCCAGACGCAGAGAAAUAGGCUGCAGAGUGCAGCAGCAGCAGCAGCAGCAGCGCGGUCGGUGCGCAGACGCAUCAGGUGCGCGCCAAGAGAAAGGGACUCCAAGACGCACAGCGGCGUGACUGAUGAACGCUGUUUAGUAACUAGAUAGCUUUGGGAGACUUGUUAACUCGUGGUGUGAGGUAGCCUGUAAGAAUAAAGCGGACGAUUUGCCGAAAACCUUGAGAUAAAGACACAGGAGAGCAAAAACAAUAUGUACAGGAGCGCUAAAGGAGGCGCACCAGACCAUAAACCCCAACUCUGAAAACUCCGUGUCAUGAAACAGCAGUGGCACACAGACCUCCUGUAGGUCGGUCUGGCAACAUUUCGAGUUCAUCUAAAAGGGAAAAAAAAGAAAAUCAUGAACUUAUCCGAGUCUGUUUGGCUCUUGGAAGAGCCGUGUAACCUGAGCAGAGUGGAGGAAGAGGACCAGAAACUUUUAUUCGGGAUCGGCAUGGAUAAUUUCAUCACGCUGCUGGUUUUCGGGCUCAUCUUUACGCUCGGUGUGCUGGGCAACUCCAUGGUGAUCACCGUGCUGGCCCGGAGCAAACCGGGGAAACCGCGCAGCACCACCAACAUAUUCAUCCUCAACCUGAGCAUAGCGGACCUCUCCUACCUGCUCUUCUGUGUCCCCUUCCAGUCCACCGUCUACAUGAUGCCGACGUGGGUCCUGGGCGCAUUCAUCUGCAAAUUCAUCCACUAUUUCUUCACUGUGUCCAUGCUGGUGAGCAUCUUCACCCUGUCUGCCAUGUCCGUGGACCGGUACAUCGCCAUCGUGCACUCGAGAAAGUCCUCCUCUAUCCGGGUGGCGAGGCAUGCUUUGAUCGGAGUGGUGGUGAUUUGGAUACUUUCUCUGGCCAUGGCUGCGCCUAUCAUGUAUUACCAGAACAUCUUUCACAGAGGGGAGAAUCACACCUUUUGCUGGGAAGUGUGGCCAGAUCAAACCCAGAAGAAAGUCUAUGUGGUUUGCACCUUUGUGUUUGGUUAUGUGUUGCCUCUGCUGCUGAUUUCCUUCUGUUAUGCAAAGGUUUUAAAUCACUUGCACAAAAAACUAAGAAAUAUGUCCAAAAAGUCAGAGGCAUCAAAGAAAAAGACGGCUCAGACGGUGCUGGUGGUGGUGGUGGUGUUCUGCCUCUCUUGGCUCCCUCAUCACGUUGUUCACCUUUGGGUGGAGUUUGGAACCUUCCCGCUGAACCAGGCGUCCUUUGUGUUACGGGUGGCUGCCCACGGUCUGGCGUACAGCAACUCGUCUGUCAACCCCGUCAUCUACGCCUUCCUGUCGGAGAACUUCAGGAAAGCUUACAAGCAGGUGUUCAAGUGUCAGAUCGGUACCAGUGACUCCCCGCUCAACGACAUUAAGGAGAUCCGCAGCAAAGCGGACACGCCGCCCUCGACUAACUGCACCAACGUUUGACUGACGAGGUGUGGAUGGUGACAUUUAAAUAAAUUAAGGGCACCUGUCACAUUGAAAGUCAGUGUAAAGUCACAGUGGCAGAGCCAUCAGACAAAAGUGGGUGUGUGGAAGUUUUUUUUUUCUUUUUAAUGUAGCUAAGUGUAGUUGCUUGGAUAUACAGCUAUACUGUUCCACAUAAGCGCUGUUCAUUAUACCUGGAGGAGAUAAAGCCCCUGUGGCUUCAGGACAUGAUUACUCACUCUUUGAUCAGUGUCCAUUUCCUGCAUCUCUUCAUUUUACGAAAAAGCGAUGGAGUCUGAAACUCAGGAAAAUGAUGCCCCCUCUGAAGAUAACCUGGUUUUGAUUACAGAGAAUAUUUACAUAUACUUCAAGCCAAUACAUUAAAAAGGCACCUGCAGACUUCAAAAGUAUUAGAAAUCUAAUUUUCUUUCAUGGAGAGUAAGAAGUGCUUUAUACAGACUCAAAACAUAUUCACCUGCUGCUGUUUGAAUGUCAGUGUUGGGAAUUACUACACUAUUGUGGUUGCUUUUCAGGAAGCAGUAAGUGAGUACACCUUCAGAUUCAGUAGUUACACUAUACGUACUGAUCCCAGUAAUGCCCUGCUGGCUGAUUGCUGUCUUGCUGGGAAUUGGAUGGUGGGCUCAUAAUUACACUUAAUCCAAGCUGGCUUGCUAAUGUUUGCCACUCCAGAGUUGGAGGAUGUGUGAACAGGACUGUAGUGGCUAGUUUCACAGAGACUGACUUUGACUAUGGCUUAUAUGUAAUUUGAACACCUUAGGUAAAACCAUUCUUCCACGCAUUCUGGGCACAUUUCAGUUUUCAAACUGAGAAAACAUGUAAAGCCGCUUUAGGCCGUUUACUUUGCUCUGGAAAUAUUCAACGGUUAAAAGGGGUUAAUUUCACUGGAUAAAUUUAGCGAACAUCAUAAAGACACAAAAGAAAUUUCAGCAGCAUAAAAAGUCGACGCAGUGCAGACCUGUAGUGCACCACAAAUGACGAUCCACGUUGUCUCAUAGUUUCUGGGUUAGCUUGGGUGAAAGGUGGCAAACUUUUCACUCUCUAUUUUUUUUUUAAAUUGUCCAAUUUCCAUCAGACUGGCUUAACAGAACAGACAAUAUUCUGUAUUUGUGAAACUGGCCCCCUGUAGUGCAGCCUGCUGUCACUGCUAGGUAAUAGAAGUGAUGUAAUCAGAAGUUGAUGAGGACAUUUUCCAAGCAAAUUACCCACUGUAGGUCACCACUGUAGAUAAAAAAAAAAAAAUACCAUCAUCAUUGCACUCAGUAUAAUUAAAGUCUGUAUUUUAAACAGAUUUGGUUGUAAAUAUUAUGGACACUGAAGCUGACGCCUCACCGCAUGUGGCUGUUAUGCUAUUUUAACAGUUUUGGCAUUGUUUCGUGCCGUAUGACUGAGCCUAUACGACCAUACGUUGUAUGCCAUAUGUGACGUGCCAAGCCUCCACACAGCAGCUUUACCUCAGUAUAUUCAAACAAAAUCAUUCAAACUAUAAAUAUGAGACCUUUUAACCUGGGCCUGCAGCAUCGAACAGCAUUUUAUGUACAUCUUUAAAGUUAUGGACUUGAAGGAUUGUGUCGCAUCCUAUUAUUCACUUUUUAUCUGAAAAAAAGAUCACAAAUUAAAGUUGAGCAUGGAUUUUUUUCAGUCUGAGGUCACGCAACCAUGUGUCGUGUGGAGGAGAGCGAGUCUGCUGCAGAUAUGGCUGAUUAACACCAACUUCACCCACAGAGGAGGAACUAAUCAAUGUAAUCAGCGAGACUCUCAUCCUCCUUGUUAGCAAGAAUCUCAGAUGUGCGAGUCGAGGAUUAUUCCCUCAAGGCGGAGGAGGUGCAGCUUAAGAGUCUGGUCACAUAUAGCGCUGACUGUACAGAUGCUGACGCUCCUUGAUGCCGCACACAGGACUGAGGAGAUGUGCAUGGAAACCAGGAGGAACGAAGGACAUGGCUAUUUGUUGGUGAGAUUGUGUUGGUGAUGAAACACAACAGUGUUGUUUCCUUUAAAAUACAGAUAGAAAGAGCCCAUGAACAAAAGAAAACGUUUUCAGCGUUGUUUUAGUAACACUUUAGUGAGUAAUUAUUGAGUUGAUGUAGGAUAUCAAUAAAAUACUCAAUGCAUUCUGGUACGGAGACAAGUAAUGGAGAGGAAAACGAGUGGUCAGAGAAUAAAUUGUGUUUGAGAAGGAAUUAGAGAUAAAUCACUAAUAAAAUCAGAAUGAGCCAUUUCAUCCAGUGUACCCUGCAAAUAAACGGACCAUCUAAUUAUAAAAGCACUUAUAGUGUAAUUUAUUUCUAAAUCGCCCCCUGAAUGUAAAUUUGCUACCCUCUUAUUCCCUUUACUUUUUCCGUUGUACCUACCAAGAUGAAUGAAAUAUUUCCACUUUAAUUUGCAGGCUGGUUCUAAAGAGACACUUUUCUAUACUUCUCUCUUUUUUUCUUCAGUUUUUCAAACUAUAACAGCCGCAAGAUUUCUCUUUUACCACGACAUUCUGUGAAAGCAAACACAAACACACACUGCACAUACUGCUAAGUGAGGACAUGCAAUAAAGGUGCUGUUUCUUGCAG
Molecule: messenger RNA, 4028 nt
Organism: Seriola aureovittata
Lineage: Eukaryota; Metazoa; Chordata; Actinopteri; Carangiformes; Carangidae
Product: galanin receptor type 1-like
Exons: 3
Coding region: 400-1452 (350 amino acids)
Biological process (GO): positive regulation of cytosolic calcium ion concentration; G protein-coupled receptor signaling pathway; negative regulation of adenylate cyclase activity
Cellular component (GO): membrane
Molecular function (GO): galanin receptor activity
Source: RefSeq, a predicted model, not a curated record